CGCAAUCCAAAAUACCACGACCUCACUCUUCAAAUCUCAGAAACAUCUCAAAAUGGCGAGCAAGCGCAAGAUUGUCGAGUCCGACGCGUCCGAGUUUGACGCGUUCGCAGACACCCACGACGACAUGCAAGCGUUCGCAGCUGCUGCUCAGAUGGCCGAAGCACAGAUGACUGGGACUCGGGCUGGGACUCGAGCUGGGGCUGGGGCUGGGGCUGGGACUGGCUCUGGUCAUCACUCGUCGUCGUCGUCGUCGUCGUUGUCGUCGUCCGUCGCGGGAUCGACGUCCACGGCGUCGUCAGCAACACCGUGGGUGCUCAGCCAAGAGCUCCUCGUCGCUGCGCCGGGUGGCCAUCCGAUGAUCCUCGGCGGUGGCGACGCUCCAGGUCGGUUGCACGCUCCUGGCUCGUUACUCGAGGCACACUUUGGCCACCUGCGCACCGCAGCCACCGAACCCGCUGGAUCUGGAUCCGGAGUGGGCCGUCCAGGCAGCUCGAGUAGUAGCAAUGCUGGCGUUGGCGUUGGCGCAUCAUCAGCUCAAGUGAAACGAGCAUCAAGUACGCCAACGCUAACGCGAGGUGGAGGCGCCACUUGUCUCCAAGUGAACAAGCGACAGGAACACAAUCCGAUGCUCAAAUGCAUCAGCGGCACUGUGCCGUAUGAGAUUGUCGAAAUGGUCCCAGACUUUGUCAUGGGUCGGUCUGUGUGCGCCUUGUACUUGAGUCUAAGAUAUCACUUGCUCCACCCAGAGUAUCUGUGGCAGCGAAUGCGAGAGCUGCGCAACAUGUACGAGCUUCGAAUAUUGCUGAUCUUGGUCGAUAUUAAAGAUACACAACGUGUUUUACGUGAGUUGACGACUGUCACGGUGCGAUUCAAAUUUACAGUCGUUCUCGCUUGGAGUGAGGAUGAAGCGGCGCGCUAUUUAGAAACGUACAAAAUGUACGAGUCCAAGCCCGCGGACGCGCUCAAGGAACGCAUCGAUACCGAUUUUCUCUCUCGAGUCACGGAUAUUCUAACCUCCAUCAAAUCCGUCAACAAGACGGAUGUCAUUACGCUUUUAUCGACCUUUGGGUCUCUUAAAAAUAUUGCGAAUGCGACUCCCGAGCAACUGUCGCGCUGUCCUGGCAUUGGCGAACAUAAGGUCCGCCGUAUUUAUGAAGCCUUCCACCAGCCGUUCACGCCAGAUGCAGUCAAAGGUGCUUCAAAGACAAGUGUUUCGACUGCGCCACCCGUUCGGUCUGCGUCCACUGCCAAGACAGCCGCAACGUUCGACAUUGCCUCUGCUUUUGAUCGACACGACACGCUUCCCGUUUCCAGCUCGUCAAGCACAGGCGCAGCCAGCGCAGCCACCACCAUCAGCGGUGCUAGUCUACAUCCCGUCGCACUCCUUGCGCCGAGCUCGCUCCACGGUGGCCAAGCGGCCUCGUCCGACUCCAGUAGUGCCGCUAGUAGUACCGCGACUGGCCCUCGAAUUGGGCAGUUCAGAAUGAGGACCACAAGCAGUACAACCGCCCCGCCAUCAACCGGACAAGCGAUUGUAUCUGACUGGCGACAGCACUUGAAUAGCAACGCGGCCUCUGACUGAAUGCACUGUCGCUGGUUGUCGAACCUGUGCUUUUCGGAUUUGCGAACCCUCGAACCCUUUGUGCUUUGUUUGAUUUGUUCCAUUGUAGUUUUAAUAUUAUUUCGUUCUUCCCCCUC
Molecule: messenger RNA, 1698 nt
Organism: Capsaspora owczarzaki ATCC 30864
Lineage: Eukaryota; Filasterea; Ministeriida; Capsasporidae
Product: excision repair enzyme ERCC-1
Exons: 7
Coding region: 53-1582 (509 amino acids)
Biological process (GO): nucleotide-excision repair; mitotic recombination; meiotic mismatch repair
Cellular component (GO): nucleotide-excision repair factor 1 complex; nucleus; ERCC4-ERCC1 complex
Molecular function (GO): single-stranded DNA binding; damaged DNA binding
Source: RefSeq, a predicted model, not a curated record